Molecule: messenger RNA, 3010 nt
Organism: Aplysia californica (California sea hare)
Lineage: Eukaryota; Metazoa; Mollusca; Gastropoda; Aplysiida; Aplysiidae
Exons: 5
Coding region: 424-2223 (599 amino acids)
Source: RefSeq, a predicted model, not a curated record
GUCCGAAGGGAGAGAACUCUGAUCAAACUUGCAUAAUUUAAUGUUUUCUAUUCGGUCAAAGUAAACACUUGAACUCAUUCACUUAUUUUGAUAAUCUAUUUAUAAAUGUCUGAAUAAUCACUUUAAUUUCACCAUGUUACUUUAGCUACGUUUUUGUGGAAUGAAUGUAGUGAUAGUUUACCCUGAGAAGUGAAUGAUGGUUAUCAGACGGAGUCGAACGAGACGGUCGGCUUGUGCCGUCUCGGUCUCUGUAGUCCAGUCCUUUGAUUGAAAUUGCUUCUUUUUGACAAUGAAGGCUAGCACUAGGCUAGAUGAAAGAUCUAGCCGUGACUAGCAGUAAUGACAAGUGCAACUAUAUCUAGAUCUACAGUUGAGGAAGAAACUCUUUGGGAUUGAGGCAACCGCUUGUGUCACGGAGGCAAGAUGUUUCAUUCCUCCCACAUCCACAUGCCCAGCCGCUACCGGCAGCGGUCAGCUUUACGGACCUUCUUUCCUUCGUCAUCGUUCAGUCCACCAGACUCGAGGGAGCCACUGCGACGUGGCAUUCUCUUCUGCAGUGUGGCCAGCAUUUUGCUGCUUGUUGGGGCAAUACUCACUUGGCUGGGUUUUAAUGAUGUGUUUGGUGGGAAGAUUUCAAUGACCGGCCCACUCCUUAUCGCCUUAGCCUUGUUGAUGCUGCUGCUGUCAUGUAAGCAGUUCAUGUUGGCUCGGAAACGGAACAGGAGAACGGGAAAUACAGCUCAGUCUGAGGUGGCAAAUGGAGGCGUCACUGCUGUUGUUGUCGACCAUGAUGACGGCAAUGGUGCAGCGACCAUCGUCAUGGAAACAUGGGAUAGUGUCGGAGCCAACAAUGAAAUUCUCAGAAACACAGAUGAUCUGGCCCCUCCGUCGUACACAGAUGUUGCUCAGAUGAGCUGCAGCAGCAACUGCCCCAGCUUCAUCAGCCACGACGACAGGAACGAAGCGCCACCUAGCUACGAAGAAACGUGUGGCGGAGUUGUUUCCUUCGGUAGCGAGACCAGCUUAGCCAACACCAUCUCCCGGCGGUGUUCUUCUCAGAUGGACACGUCCCCAAUACCACGCCGGCCUGGACAUCCGGCCAAAGGUUUUUUCCAGAAUGACCACAAUUUUGUACAAAACGCUCAGCAAUCGUCUGAUGGACGAGUGGCCCCCCGUAGGUCGUCCAACACGCUGUGUCCUAGCAGCGCCCUCACCGCCUGUCACCAUGACAGAAACCCACCAUUGACGUUGAUUGAAAUCAAAGACAAAGCUCCGCCAUUGCAUCCUCCACCUUCAUCAUCUCUGUCACAAGUGUUGCCGUCUACUUCCGAGUCUCUAAACCCCGAGACUGGACUGCAGAGUAAUGGAGUUGGUAGCAAAGGGGGCGCACCGGCCAGCGUGGGCAGCCACACGGAGGUUGUGGACGGCUCUGUGACGAGCCCUGAAACAAACGCAGGGAUGACGACCAUGACCGCUCAAACUUCAUCCACUCCGUGGUCGAGGAGGUCGUUCUCGUCCAUCCCGUCAUACACCUGCCUGCUGAGUGAGUCGGGAGAAGUGUGCGCUCAGGUAUACAACACCUCCUCCAUCAUCGAGGAAAUGAUGCCCACCCUCACCAAUACGGCAAACGGCAGUGCUAGCUCUGAACAGUCGUGCGGCCUCCUCAACGGGACCAGCCUGGUGCCCACACGAUCGCACUCCAUGUCCUCGGUCAGCAUGCUGCGCCAAGGCGUCCCCUAUAACUUCUCUCCUCAGCACACUCAAGGCACUCCUGUCGCUUCUUUCAACACACCUUCCAGCAGCGGUGGCUUGAGUCAGACCCACCAGGGGGCCCAAGUGCGGUCCAACAACAGUUUGGUGGUGCAGACUUGUGAUAACAGUAGCGCCCCGUCCCGGCAAGGCUCUUCUCCGUCGCUCCAACCUUGCUCUAGACCUGGACAAGGAGGGAGUGAGACGAGUGUUAUAAGCACAGCGCGGUUAACUCCACCAGGCCUGAGAACACCGGAUGGUUCCGGCUCGGCUCAACAGAUUCUAUGCUCCCAUUCUGCAGACCCGAUCCCAGGUCUGUUCGCGAGCGGCCUCUCACCUGAUCCCAGUGUCGCUCAGCUCGUCAGUAGAUCGCCAGAAGCGGAAGUGAAACCAGCGGAGCGGAAAGUGUCUCAGGAGAGCACUGCCAGUGGUAGGUUACCAGUGAACACUUUAGAUAUACAGGAAACUAUAUAAUGUAGUUUCGACUUCACCAUUGUAUCUUUUAUUUCCCUCCAUGAGCAUCAAUGAUGUUUUAUAUGUAAUGUAUGAAUGUAUGUAUGGAUGUCCAAAGGCUUUGGUGUGCAAAGAAAUGAAGUACACUUGAAAAUGUCCACGAUGGUCACCCAUUGUCGAGGAAAAAAGCGGUUGUCUUAGACUGGACGAAAUCAUGGACAGUGUCAUUACAAUACGUUAAAUGUUAAAUUUUUGUUUGUCUACUUUAUGGAAUAAAAAAAAAAAAAUUGGGGCAACAGCAGGUACAAUGAAUAUCUUUUUACAGUGGGUGGACUUUUCGAAUCUGCAGUACAAAGGAAAAAAAUGUACGGGUGUGGAGAUGUCAUUUGUAUGUACAUGUAUUUACAGUGGUAUUCUAAAAUGCUCAUGGUUUGGUCAAUUCUUCUGGCUUCAUAAUGGAACAAAAACUGAGAUGACAAAGAAUGUGAGAUUCUGCUUUGUUCUUGUGCAAAAACUUUCAAAGCCUGAUCUGAGAAUGAAUGAAGGCAAUGGUAGUCUGAACUGAAGAAAAAUGAUGUGCUGUUUUGUAAUCUGAAGUUCCUCAAAACUGAUUUAUUGUUUUGUCGUAUUGCAUUUGGACGUGCCCUGUUUCACUGUGCUCUAAAGAAGUAUGAUAUUCUUUUGGGAAAAUGUCACAGGGUAAAGAGAUAAAUUGCCUCUGUUGGAGAGAGUUUUUUAAAAUAAUUUUUUUUUUUAACAGAAUUCCUUGCAUUUUGUGGUGAUAUUUUUUACAGUUGAAAGAAAAGAA